UGGCUAGAGUGAGGGGAGAGAAAAAAUCAGUGCAGCCAUUGCAUACAUACGUUCACAACUGUGCUGAACAGUCUACACGUUGAACGUGCGGAGGAGAAAACACAGGGGGAGAAAUUCACCAGUUCUUCAGCGUCUUUACUGUCUGCCAAAGCCUACCGCUAUGGCAAAUGAAGGAGUGGAGAAAGCAGAGGAGACGGAACAUAUGAUAGAAAAGGAUGGAGGCAAGGAUCAGGAAAGUGUGCUGACUGCAGGGGACACCAAGGAGAUGCGUGCCGUGGUCCUGGCUGGGUUUGGGGGGCUCAACAAGCUCAGGGUAACCAAGAAGGUGAUGCCGGAACCUCUGGAGGGGGAGGUCAAAAUCCGAGUUAAAGCCUGUGGCCUGAACUUUUUAGACUUGAUGGUUCGACAAGGAAAUAUCGAUAACCCACCAAAGACUCCCCUUGUUCCUGGAUUUGAAUGCUCUGGGAUUGUUGAAGCUCUAGGAGAAAACACUAAAGGAUUUGAGAUCGGGGAUCGGGUCAUGGCCUUUGUGAAUUACAAUGCCUGGGCGGAAGUUGUGUGCACUCCCCUGGAGUUUGUCUAUAAGAUCCCAGAUGACAUGACUUUCCCAGAGGCCGCUGCCUUCUCUAUGAACUUCGUUGCUGCCUACAUGAUGCUGUUUGAAGUUGCCAAUCUGCGGGAAGGGAUGUCUGUGUUGGUCCACUCAGCUGGAGGAGGGAUGGGUCAAGCCGUCGCUCAGCUCUGCUCCACUGUUCCCAAUGUCACAGUCUUUGGAACAGCCUCACCCUUCAAGCAUGAAGCCAUCAAGGAUUCCGUCACUCAUCUCUUUGACAGAAACGUUGAUUAUGUCCAAGAAGUUAAAAAAAUAUCCCCAGAAGGAGUAGAUAUCGUCCUGGAUUGUUUAUGUGGAGAGAACACAGGCAAAGGUCUUGGUCUUCUUAAACCAUUGGGAACUUACAUCUUGUAUGGUUCAUCAAACAUGGUUACUGGGGAAACAAAAAGCUUUUUCAGUUUGGCUAAAUCUUGGUGGCAGGUGGAGAAGGUGAACCCUAUAAAACUCUAUGAUGAGAAUAAAGUGAUUGCUGGAUUUUCACUGCUAAACCUUCUUUUCAAACAAGGCAGAAGCAGCCUGGUAAAGAUAGUGGUGGACAAACUAAUUUCCCUCUACAACGCAAGGAAGAUCAAACCACUGGUAGAUUCAUUAUGGGCCCUGGAGGAGGUAAAAGAGGCCAUGCAGAGGAUCCACGACAGGGGCAACAUAGGAAAGCUGAUACUGGAUGUGGAGAAGUCUCCUACUCCCCUGAUGGCCAAUGACAGCACAGAGACAAGUGAAGCAGGGGAGGAGGAGGAGGACCAUGAGGGGGACACCGACAACAAGGAAAGAAUGCCCUUUAUUCAGUAACUCUACAGGGAGGUCAUGCACUGAAGAGAGAAAAGAGUGAGGGGUCGGAGGAAGAAGAUGAAGAAGGAGGAGGGGGAGGGAGGGAUUGAGAGAGACCCGGGACCUGCCUUGACCAUCAGUGAACAAAUACCGUAGUACAGUGUGUGUUGUUGUGUUUGUCUGCCAGUCAGCUGAGCUGUACAUUGUUUGAAAACUAACUGUGGCUUGUCAAACAACUGAAGUGCCAUUCCCAUUGCAGUAUUAUUAUGAUGUUACUUUUCGUGUUACCGAGUGAACCGUUGUUCCCAGAUGCUUUGUCUUGUUUAAGUCUCUCCCGGGGGCUAUUGUUGUGUGUGACAUAUUUUCUGAGCAUUCCCGAUUUUUAUUUAAAAAAAAAAAAAGGAAAGGAAAGAAAACCACUUUGCUGCUUCUCUUUCAUUUACUGUAGCUAGUGUGCUGUUCUCUAUCCUGGAUAGCUCCUUAGGGUGCUACAGCUUGAACAAGCCCACUUUACACAAGCCCUCUACACAUCCUUUUACAGUGACCACUACACUUCUGAUAUUAUUGUUUAACGUUGAAGGGUUUGUAGGGUUUUGCGCUCUCAGUAUUUUUCUAUUAAAAGUUGUAUAUUUAGAGGGGGCUCCUGAGUGGCGCAUCCAGUAAAGGUGCUCCACGUGGAGGGCAGGAUGUGCUCUGUAGUCUGGACGUUGCGAGUUCAAGUCCAGGCUAUUCCAGAGCCGACCAUGGACGGGAGCUCCUAGGGGAUGGUGCACAAUUGGCCGAGCGUCACCUGGGGGGAGGGAGGGAGAGAGGGCUGGCUAGGUCGGCCAGGGUGUCCUCGGCUCACCGCGCACCAGCGACCCCCGUAAUCUGGCCGGGCGACUGCAGGCUUGCCUAUAAGCUGCCCGAGAGCUGCGUUGUCCUCCGACACUGUAACUCUUGGGUGGCUGCAUGGUGAUUCCGCAGUGUGGGAAAAAAAGCGGUCUGCUGACGGCACACGCUUCGGAGGACAGCGUGUGUUCGUCUUCACCCUCCUGAGUCAGCACAGGGGUGGUAGCGGUGAGCUGAGCUUCAAAUAAUAAUUGGCCAUUCCAAAUUGGGAGAAAAUAAUAAAAAUAAUUGGCAACGACUACAUUUAUUAAAAAAAAAAAAAAAAAAAAAAGUUGUACAUUUAGGAAAACCCAAUCUAGAAAAUAAUUUCUGUAAUAGUAACCUUAUUUAAUUUGUUGUUUGAAAUGUCAUUUUAAUUGCUAUUUUACAUUGAGUGGUUCCAUGAAUUCAUUAUCUCUCAACUCUGCAUUUACCUGGCUGUGAGCUUGUCUGAAGAAUCCCAAGUAAACAGCCUUCCUCAUUCCUUACACAUCAUGUGACAAUAGAACCUUUCAACUCUGGCAGAGUGGAAAUCUCAUACUGUCACAUGAUUUUUAUGGAUUCAGAGGCGGAUUCAGUUAUAAGAACUCAAUAUUGGAGAAACCAAAAACCACUCAGAAUUAUUGCAAACAUCAUAACACGUAAAGGGUAACAUAAAAAAGCAAAUAAAAGGACAAUCUUUGCUUCUUUAAAUUGAGUUGGAUUAAAUUUGAAAAAUACAGCGCCACUAGCAACUUUAAGAUGCCAUUAUACACAUGCCUCUAUAGACAAUAAACUUGUCAAUAGCAGUGCUGCAAUUUUCAUUUACAAAUGAAUCACAUUAAAAGGGAAUUGCAUCCAUUUGGGAAAUAGUGUUACAAAUAAAAUUAUUAAGGUGCUCCUCAUAGCAGGAAUCCUUUUAUGGAAAAAAUGACAUGAUAAAAUGAGUCAAGGACCAUUAAUCUUUUAAGAGUGCUGAGGUUCUAGUAAUUUAAAACAAAUAAAAACAAGGAUGAGAUGCAUAUUGAGAGAAAAACACUUAACAUGUCUUAUUAGAUUCAGAACUUCUUUUCUGUCAGCUUACUAAGUGUAGAAUGAUAUAACAUUUUAUUUGACAUAGCAGCAGCAUUCUCCCUUCUGGAAGCUGCUUGGCUGAUGGUACUGAAUCUUUUUUUACAGCCCAAUAGUUUAAUUGGUUUCAACGGGCUAAUUAAAUCUACAUAUUACAACAGAACAGUUUUUUUUAAAAUUUAAGCACUGCAAUUUUAAUUUUUUUAAUGAAAGUUUUGAUUUCAUCAUUAUUCACUUUAUAGUCACUCACUCCAGAAUCCAAAAAUAACAAAAUGGAUUGGACAAGAAACAUGUAGCUUUGACAAGAAAUAUUCCUGCAAAAAGGGCAGAAUUCAAAGGCAAACCCUUAACAAUGCGACUCACCUGCUUACAGUACGUUUAUGUGAAUGGAUUAAAGCGAGUGGUUUGUAUUUUAAUAAAAAAGUAUGCCUUUCGAUUCAACAGUGCCUGUGGAAUGUGGGAGCAAUUUUAUCUGCUAAAUGAGAAGCAGAAACAGCAAAGCGGUUAAAAAUUAUAUCUACUGAUAUUUUAUAUUUUGAUGGUUCUGUGUGAGUUAAGUGGCGUUCACCUGCCAGUGUCUGUACGGUGUGUGUGUGUGAUACAUCACAACCGAGUGCCAAUAAGCAGGACAUUAGUCAAAUUCAAUUAUGGAUCUGCUUGAAAGUCCAGCUCAGUGACAGUAUUAAAAUGGCUGCAUACAUUUUUUAACUGCUAAAAUACAAGUCUUACCAUUAGGUAUUGUGAUCCCUACUGGCAAAAGAUGGAAUUGAAGCUUCCCCACAGACAAUCCCAAUACAUGCUUUCUCUAGCUGUAGUGCCCAGCAGACGAUUCAGAUAUAAUCCUAACCAAAGCAGCAGUAUGCACUCAGUAAUGAGCAGUGCUGCAAACUGAAGGAUAUUACAUUGAGACAGUGUGCUGGAACACAGGAAUGCCUCAAGGGCAUUCCUGUGUUGCUUUAAUUAGUUUUAAAUUGCACAAAACCAUUUGCACAACAGUUUGAAAAACAGAUGAGUAGAUGUAACGUUUAAAGAAGGUCAGUCUGAUUUUGAGUACUGCAUUGAGCACACCGUUAUAAAAGUGUGAUAAAGUACGGUGAAACCAUGGUAAGCAUAGGUAAGCAUUGUAAAGAACAGGGAGGUAUGGUAAAGCAUAUAAUAUUAAUAAACAUGAAAAACCAGUAAAUGCUUUGUAUAAAUUUGGUAGAUUUUUAUAAGGGCUGCAUUGUCACCAUGUUACGGUACAAUAUAUAUUGGAAACAACUGAGGCACAUCUUGGUGCCAAAUACAAUAUAGCAUUAAUUCAUUAAUCAAACAUUGAUCAUACCCAGGGCACUGUUAUCUCCCUCUCCAAAAAAAUGAGGAUAUGAGUUGGGCUUGAGUAAAAUAUGUAGAGGGAACAGGAAGAGAAAGUGUUGUAGUCUCAGUAAACCACAGCAAGCCUUCAUUUACCAAGAAAAUGAUAAACAAAUCUGAAGCUAUUUUCCUCCAUCCAGCUCUUGUUUUUGACAAAGUUUCUGAUUAUUAUUCUGGUUUGACAGAUUGGACUGCUACAACGAGCCCAUAGCAUUAAUAGAUGGGAUUCCAGCAUACAUCCAUAGUUCCAGCAUACAUCCAUAGUUGAACUUCACUUCAGAGGUUCUUUAUAGGUAUUGUCAGCUUAAGAGGACAGGUAACUGCUUAGUUUGCCUUAAGAAACUGCGUAGGCCUAUUUAUUAGCGGGAGCCUGGUUACAGACAAUUGGAAUACUGUUUGACUGUAUUUGUUGUGGUAGUGCUUUUGUUAUAUUGUGCAUACCAAGCCAAUUCUGUUUACAUACAAUACAUAAAUAAACUGAUCAGCAUA
Molecule: messenger RNA, 5143 nt
Organism: Acipenser ruthenus (sterlet)
Lineage: Eukaryota; Metazoa; Chordata; Actinopteri; Acipenseriformes; Acipenseridae
Product: synaptic vesicle membrane protein VAT-1 homolog-like
Exons: 9
Coding region: 161-1402 (413 amino acids)
Molecular function (GO): oxidoreductase activity; zinc ion binding
Source: RefSeq, a predicted model, not a curated record